Molecule: messenger RNA, 927 nt
Organism: Penaeus monodon (black tiger shrimp)
Lineage: Eukaryota; Metazoa; Arthropoda; Malacostraca; Decapoda; Penaeidae
Product: proline-rich receptor-like protein kinase PERK2
Exons: 2
Coding region: 64-774 (236 amino acids)
Source: RefSeq, a predicted model, not a curated record
UCUAAAACAAAUGGUGUAAUAUCAUGCAUUGUAGGAGAAGCUAGACCCCUUACGCAGGCAGAGAUGUCCUCACUCAGACAUCUCCUACCACACACACCACGUCUGAGUGAGCCCGUUAGCAGAAGUUCAGGUCCAGCUCCAAAUGUUGCAGUAGUGGUUAGUAGAAGCAACAAUGAUAGAUUUAGUCCCUUGUUUUCCCCACGGUCUCCAAGUGGACGAGGUUUUCCCAUGAGUCCCCUGGGUCCUCCUUCCUCAAAUCAUCCGCAGCCACCUCCCAAUCUAACAAUACCCCCAAGCCCUCUUCCUCCUCACCUCUUAUCCUCCCAUCUUUCUGCUCCUUUGUCCCCUCGUCUUCCUCCAUCUUCUUCACGAUUGCCUUCAUCCUUUCCUCGCCUUCCUCCAAGCUCCUCACACUCACUUUCAGGGAGUUCAAUGAUACCUCCAUAUGGUAGCUUCUCAAAUACUGUCCCAUCCCAGCAAAGAGGGCCUCCUCCCCCUGCUCCGCCAACGGGCUCAAGAACGCGUUGGGCACAAGAGGUACACAGUCGUAUUAUCCACAACAUCAGCAGCCUGCACCACCUGGCAGCAUCAUCAAAUGGACAGGAUGAUUCAGAUGAUGGAGCCGUCCAAGAUCCAGGGGAAAAUGAUUCCUCUGAAAGCAUUAUCAAUCCUUUGGCAGGACCUUCUCAGUUGUCUCAGGCCCCUUUUCACUUGGUUGUUAGGACUAGAGGGAGAUCCAGGUCUGAGAUGAGAAGAAGACUAAUGCGUCGUUGAUAUUCAACACAGAAUUAAAAAUGAACUAGUAACAUUCAGUGGAAUAAUUUUACGCUUACCGAUAUACUUCGUUUUUUCCGUGUCAGAGUAAGAUUUGUUAUGAUCACAAAUUUUAAUCUAAUAUAGCAGCUAAGUAAAGGUAUGAUAACAUAU